AUGAACCACUUCCUCGCUUCCCUCGUGUACGCCGCCGUCUUUACUGCCUCGAUCAAGGCGCAAGAUAUUCCGGCCGGCUCUUCUAUUCAGUUUGCUCUCGCGUCGAACUCAAGCGUGUGCCUCGGCGCGGUCGCGCCAGUCGACGAUGCGCACAUCGUUCUCGGAACGUGCGGUACACCGGGAACGACUUACGCCCUCGAUGACGGCACGCCCUCCGUCCAGACGCGCAUCAUAUUGGGAGACGUACUUCUCGAGGUGUGCGCGGAUGCGCCGCUGGAGCGCUGGCACGUUGCCGCUGGCGCUGGCGAGAUCUCCACCGCCGAGGAGGAAGAGGCGCUCUGUAUCACUGCUCCUGUGGAUGGGAAGCGGGGUGACUUGGUUACGACUCAGAGCUGUACUGGUGUCCCUGAACAGCAAUGGAUUGUUACCACCGUGGACGCCUAA
This is a messenger RNA of Peniophora sp. CBMAI 1063, 444 nucleotides long. NCBI's taxonomy places the organism in Eukaryota, Fungi, Basidiomycota, Agaricomycetes, Russulales, Peniophoraceae. The record is from the annotation of a GenBank genome assembly.